This is a messenger RNA of Xenopus laevis (African clawed frog), 2835 nucleotides long. It is a transcript of the gene mip.L, whose product is annotated as major intrinsic protein of lens fiber L homeolog. Gene Ontology annotation, cellular component: plasma membrane; apical plasma membrane; membrane. Lineage: Eukaryota; Metazoa; Chordata; Amphibia; Anura; Pipidae. Gene Ontology annotation, biological process: water transport; transmembrane transport. The record is from RefSeq and is marked provisional. Gene Ontology annotation, molecular function: water channel activity; channel activity.
GUUUGAAGCUGUUGCUCUGUGGCUUUUUGGGUCCUCGUUUUUUUUUUUAAAUAGUGUUUUAAAUUUGCGUAAAUUUGUGGUGAAAAAGUAGUUUCAUUAAUAAUUUUUAUUAUUCAUAGUUGUGCUCCCUAUCCAUUUUUGGGUUCAUUCCUGGCCUCUGUUUGCUUUUUCCUAACCCCUAGUUCUUUUACCCUCUAACCACACACAACUUGCAAUGAUGUGGGAAUUCCGCUCUUAUUCCUUCUGGAGGGCGAUUUUCGCUGAGUUCUUUGCCACCAUGUUUUAUGUUUUCUUUGGUCUGGGUGUAUCGUUGAAGUGGGCAGCUGGACCAGUUAAUGUACUGAACAUCGCACUAGCCUUUGGCUUUGCUCUAGCCACUCUAGUCCAAUCUGUUGGUCAUAUCAGUGGUGCCCACAUCAACCCUGCAGUCACCUUUGCUUUCCUUAUUGGCUCACAGAUGUCUUUCUUCCGUGCCAUAUUUUAUAUCGCUGCACAGCUACUGGGUGCUGUUGCUGGAGCAGCAGUACUGUAUGGUGUUACACCUACGGCAGUCCGUGGCAACUUGGCUCUCAAUACGAUCCAUCCUGGAUUGAGCCUUGGUCAGGCAACUACUGUGGAAGCAUUCCUGACUCUUCAGUUUGUGCUGUGUAUCUUUGCCACCUAUGAUGAAAGGAGGAAUGGUCGCAUGGGAUCUGUAUCCUUGGCUCUUGGAUUUUCUGUUGUUCUGGGACAUCUCUUUGGAAUUUAUUACACUGGAGCCAGCAUGAACCCUGCAAGAUCCUUCGCCCCAGCUGUACUUACCAGAAACUUUGUCAAUCAUUGGGUCUACUGGGUUGGCCCUAUCAUUGGCGGAGCAGUUGGAGGUUUGGUCUACGACUUUAUCCUUUUCCCCAGGAUGAGAGGCCUGAAUGAGAGAUUUUCAAUCCUUAAAGGAGCCCGGCCAGCAGUGCCAGAGGGCCAGCGUGAAACAGCUGGCGACCCCAUAGAAUUGAAAACACAGUCUCUAUAAAUAAGACCUCUGCCCAACCACAUAGCAUUAAAGAGACAUUAAGAUAAGACACACACUAUACAUAUACACAGUUUUGACCUAUACUCAUCAUCGGAGGUGUGUUUGGGGAGAGGGAUGCGGGUUAUAUUUUGAAAGAUCGUUACUAGACAAUGGGUACCUAGUUGAAGUAAUGGCAAAUGGACAUGAUUGAUGCAAGAAGGAAACAGAGCUGGGAAGGUUAAAGGAAAUACAAAAAUCUAUUUUGAAAAACGGGUUUAAUCUUAUAUAUCAAUAAAGUAUAAAACAUCGAUAGGCACCCAUUCCCCUUGGGGAAGUGAUUUGUUACUUGACAAUUUUAGGCAUUCAAUGAAGUGAAGAGAUUGCAACUUCCAAUUUCCUCUCAAAUUGCCAAAACUCUCCGAUCGUUGCUGCUGUACAUCUCACAAGCAUUUUUUUGCUGACAUUUUCCUUUUGUAAUAGGUAGAACAAGAAGGCAUGUACCAAAAAUAUUUUAAACAUACCACAUGUGUUUUCACAUUAACAUACCAAAAAUGGUCUUUUCUAGCUUUUUACGGCCUGUAAUGAAAGGUACACUCCUAGAACAAGGCACCACUUGGGUGUGUGUAUUCAAAACCGUUUUCUAUGAAACCAAGGAUAAAUGGUAUCGGUAGGACUGCUCAACUAAAGGGAGUUUUUAAUGAACCCAACUGCACAGACUAUUUUAUAAGACAUCACACCUAGUAAAGAAGGCACAUCAUAAAAAGUACCCAAUACAGAGAGAGUUGGGCAACUAUUACAUCAUAGUAUAACUAAUUAUGACUGCAUUAUAAUGUCUCCCUUAAAUGAUAUAGUAAUAGGCAUAGAAUAAUGAUUAUUUUUCCAACCUUAUUUUUAAUUUGUUCAGAUGUCUAUGAUGCAACAAGGCUUUAGCCAGUUCGAUCAUCUGAAGAAUCAAUGUGGUUUUGACACUGACAAAAAGUCUUUUUGUACUGAGUGAUUAAAAACCAGCUUAAAGGUGUGUUUAGUAGUGAACAAAUAAUUAGGGCAUUUUAUUAGGUUGUUAUUCUAAUUCAUAAAUAAGUAUAAUUUUUCUGAUGUGAUCUGAUGUGUAUUACAGUAGGGAAUUACAUGUACUGUAGAGUAUUCCUCUCAUAGUUGUAGUAAGAGAAGCUAAAAAUUCCAGAAAAGAUACCGGUUACAUGUGACAUCUGCCUAUACAUGAUCUAGCUGUGUGUUUAUAUGCCACGUGUUUUUGUAAGGACAUACUUUAAUAUGGGCAUCCUUCUAUUCCACGCUGGAUAAAAACCAAAUCUAUCACAAUAUCAUAUUCACUAAGUCAUGUCUAAAAGAAGAAUGAAAGCUUACUUACUACCCCAGGCCCUUUCCAAUAGGUCUUCCUCCCUGUUCCUGAACUGUUUAUCUCACAACUGGAUCUAUAUGUGCACCUGGCUAAAAUGCAGAGUUGCAUAAUAGGGUUGACAGACGCCAUCUCAUGCCAGUUCUGGCCCUCUUUUGUGUGAGAUUGCACAGGAGAAUCUGCAUUUGAAUCUGCACCUGGUUUUAUGUGAAUGCUCUAUCCGAAAUAACAAAAAAAAAUGUAACCUGAAGUGGCGCAAGAUAGUGCCCGAAACCCUACUGUUCUGCACUAAUUUAGCCAUGUACACAGAUAGGCCCAGUUGUGAAACUGGAGGUGAGGGAAGAAGGAUGGCUUUGGAGGGGACCUGGAGUUGUAGGUAGGGGUUCAUUCUCAUUUGAGUACGCUAUAUCAUAUUUCCUAUGCUAUAUAGUAUAUAUUUAUAUAGUGUAUAUUUUCUUUGUUGUUUGCUCACAAUAAAAUCUGAGUCAUA